Messenger RNA from Rotaria sp. Silwood2, 678 nucleotides. Lineage: Eukaryota; Metazoa; Rotifera; Eurotatoria; Philodinida; Philodinidae. The record is from the annotation of a GenBank genome assembly.
AUGUCUUUAACAUGUCGUUUAAUGCGUGAAGAUGAAUUUACAAUAGAUUUUCAAUUAUUCGUUAUGGAAACAUUUUUUCAACAUGAACCAAUGAAUAAAUAUUUAAAUACGAAAAUACCCGAUGAAAUUGAUCUACCAUGGUUAAAAGAAGUAUUACACAAAGCUAAAUAUGAUAAAUUGAGCUUAGCAUUUUAUGAUACAAGUUAUCAUCAUUCUUUACCAAUCGCCUACGCACUUAACCAUCAUGAUAAAAUAUAUGAUAAUAAUCAUUCGGAUAGUCUCUAUUCAUCAUUAAAUAAAACAUGUUUACAUAAAUAUGAACAUAUUAGUGAAUUGAUAACAAAGUUACAUGAAAAUAUAAAUCUAUUUGAAAAAUUUCAUUGCAAAAAUUUAUUUCAUAUUUAUUUUCUGGGUGUUGAUCCAAACUAUCGACAAAAUAAAUUUGCUAGUCAACUAAUCGAUUCAUCAAUAUGUAUUGCAAAAGAAAAAAAAUUUGAUAUGGUUUAUGCUGAUGUUACUAGUGAUUAUUCAUUAAAUGCAUUUCUUAAGCACGAUUUUCAAAUAAUCAAAACAAUUAAUUAUGAUUCUUAUGAAAAUUCAUAUGGAGAAAAAAUAUUUCAAAAUAUUCAUAUACAUAAAGGUUGUUCGAUUGUAAUAAAAGAUUUAAGAAUUAAAUAA